AUGGACGACCACGAUGAUCCACUUGAUAUACGAAGAACCGAAAAGCUUGUGGAUGAGCACCUCGCGCGCCUUAGGCUGAUGCUAAACCUUCCUGAACAUCAUCCCCGGCUGGCUGCCCAACUCGCUCAGGAUGCGGAUGCACUGACCCGACUUGGCCUCGUGGCUUCCAAGUUUCGGACAGCCGUCAAUGCGACCCGACCUGUCUCGCGAUUACCUCAGGAACUAUUCAGGAUGAUUGUGCUUUAUGUGGUGGAGCUUGAGCCGCCAUUCCCCCCGAAAGGCGAACGCGAUGCCUCAGGUGUCAUCUGGGACGAUGAGGACGCCGUAGUCUAUCCUACCCUUGCCCGUAUGAAACGACGACCCACACUCGGUUGGAUAAGCCUCACGCACGUCAGUAAAGCAUGGCGAGAGAACAUUAUCGGUGAUCCCUCCCUUUGGGCGCGAUCAAUCGGUCUCCUUCCCAAGGCCAUUCCCGAGUUCAUUCGCCGCGCGAGCGGCAUGCGCGCUUUAGAUCUUACGAUCCGAGCUGCUCUGACGAAAGAGCGCUUGCAAUCGCUGCUCAGGCUACCCACAUCGCACAUCAGGUCUAUCUCAUGGACAUUCAACUCGAAGACCGCCAGAUCGCAUCUGAAAUCGAUGAUUGCUGGGUCGAGCCGUAAGCUCCGGACGUUGGAGACCCUGCGCUGCGCCUACAUUCCCGCAUCAUACUCUCAGCCAGAGACGUAUACAGUCUAUGCACCAUCUCUACGCCGUAUAGAGUUGACAGGGUUGCUCCUUGACUUCGAUGCUCCCAACCUCGUUCAUCUCACGCUCGAUCACCCUCCGAGGGAUUCGUUCGACGUCACAGCGAUGUUGAACAUCCUCUCAUCGUGCUCUCGACUGGAGACCGCUAGUGUCAAGACGGUUUACAACGUGGCUUAUAAAGACGCGAUGCUUCAAGGCCGAAGUGUAGUCGUUCUCAAGCAUUUGCAGAGGCUGUCGAUAGCGGCCCCCUUCACAGGCCAUGACUUGAUCAAGAUCAUGCGCCUUAUACGUCCUGCUAGCAAUGCUAGCAUCGAUAUCCGGCCUGGAGGGCUCUACACGGCAGAAGACUUCGCGAUCGUCAAGUCGAUGAUGUCAGCGCCAUGGAGAGUUGGGCAAGUGCAGUCGAUGCGGUUCGAAGAGCGCGGUGCUUUGACCUUGUUCUGGGAGAAACUACCAGACGCGCCUGAUUCAGGCGGCUCUGUCACGAUCUCUACUGGACUUGGCCUUCGGAGCUUAUCAACAGCCCAUGUGAAGGAGUGUCUCCAGGACGUGAUGGAGCUCAUCAUCACCGACAAAGCGGCAGCUGAUACCUUCGCGGGCGGAUGGAAAAGCUUUCUUAACAUCAUGCCGCAGAUAAAGCAUCUGAAGUUGAGGUCCACCUCGGACAAACGGUCUGCUCGCGUAGUAUUCUCUCGAGUACUAGAGGUGCUGAGCGAGAUCCCAUCACACCCCGACCAUCCCGACCAGCCCAACCUCGGUCCCGUUGGUCUCCCGCUCCCGGCUCUUAGCACGCUAACGCUGGGUCCGAACAUCGGUCCGGAAUGCUUGCCUCUCGACGUCCUUGUCGAUAAGCUGUCUCGUCGCCUCGACUCAAUCUCUACACCCCGAUCGAGACUGCGACUUCUCACGAUCACGGAGUGCACAUACCCGAAGGAUGCGCGGGCGGAAUGGUCGGAGACUUUGAUGGGUCUAGCUGAGAAGGUGGUUUGGAAAGGGGACUCCUCGGGUGUUUCACAGUAG
This is a messenger RNA of Peniophora sp. CBMAI 1063, 1764 nucleotides long. The record is from the annotation of a GenBank genome assembly. NCBI's taxonomy places the organism in Eukaryota, Fungi, Basidiomycota, Agaricomycetes, Russulales, Peniophoraceae.